GAGCCGAUUUCAUUGAUUUUUGUGUAAAGUUGAAUGAAUUUUGGUUCAGCUCCAGAGUUUCAUUUCCGACUCUUAGGAGACUUUGACAGGUCUUCACAUAAGUCCGAUAACACACUACUGAAUGAAAUAAGCACUAAAAUAAACUCUCGUCCAGAGGAGCGUUUUGAAAAUACAGGUUCUCUUGAACAAACCAGUUGGAGCUGUACCCUACGUUGGUCCAAUUUGGGUCCUUUCAAAGGAGUAGGAAGAAACAAGAAGGAAGCAAAGGCGGAGGCUUGUAGACUGGCUAUGGACGCUAUAGAGGAAAGGCGUCGAUAUUAUUUGGACUUGGUCCAGUCAGGAAUAAAACAAGUAUCCCAGACUGACUCUCGAAUGCCACCCUUUUCAAGUAAAGUGCCAGAUACCAUCUUACAAUACUUGAAUGAAACAAAAGCAUUGGAGCGAGUUUCAAAACGGGACGCAACCGAAAAGCAACCUGGGAACGCUGGUGGAGUUGCGGAAGUCAGUUUUGAAAGUGAUUUGUCGGCCUUUGUUGUGGAGAAGCCUUCAUACAUUUUCAUGAUCGACCUCGACAACUCCACUCAUCUGUUAAAUUGCUUGAUUCAGGACUGCAAGAAAUACCGAUUAAGAGGUGUUUUACUUGAAGGCUAUGCUGGUCGAGUAUAUGAAAACCCGAAUAUUCCGGUUAUAAUGAAAAUUAUCAAGACGCAGUCGAGUGUCAAGAAUGCCGCAGAUUUUCUAAUGGCCUAUCGUGCAGGGAUACGUGCUUGUGAAUAUAAAGACAAAACAGAAAAGCCAACGAUUGUCAUUAUAAGUAAGGACUUUGGGCUUGAAGCUAUCGUUGUUAUGUUAAAGAAAGAAUUAUUUGCAGCGUAUUAUUGUUGUUCGUCAGGUGAGAUUCGAAAACUCUUUGAAAAUUGGCAACCACAAAGCAGUGAAGAGGAACAAGCACUCGAACAAACUCGCGACUGAAUUGGAGUCACAAUCUAUCCGUGCGACACA
Galdieria sulphuraria is the source of this 1002-nucleotide messenger RNA. RefSeq lists its product as uncharacterized. Lineage: Eukaryota; Rhodophyta; Bangiophyceae; Galdieriales; Galdieriaceae. The record is from RefSeq and is a predicted model, not a curated record. Bases 34 to 972 code for a protein of 312 amino acids. The transcript is spliced from 4 exons.